This is a messenger RNA of Daphnia pulicaria, 2087 nucleotides long. RefSeq names its product epsin-2-like (gene lqf). The transcript has 12 exons. The record is from RefSeq and is a predicted model, not a curated record. Gene Ontology annotation, biological process: endocytosis. Bases 175 to 2049 code for a protein of 624 amino acids. Gene Ontology annotation, cellular component: endosome; clathrin vesicle coat; plasma membrane. Gene Ontology annotation, molecular function: clathrin binding; phospholipid binding. Lineage: Eukaryota; Metazoa; Arthropoda; Branchiopoda; Diplostraca; Daphniidae.
CUCUGGGAUAUUACGUUGGUUGAGAAAGUGUUGAAGCUUGACAGGUUCAUUGACUUUUUGGGUGUAUAUGUUUAUUGCUUUGGAGCAUCUUCCGUUGUUAGUUUGCCAAAAAGUAGUAUUUCCAAGUCUUUUUCGCAUAAAAAGUGGAAGUGAACAGCCAGAACAACUACACCAAUGAACGUGUCAGGGAUUCGAAGAAACAUAAAGAAUAUUGCUCACAAUUACACUGAUGCACAGGUCAAGGUGCGAGAAGCAACCAGCAACGAUCCAUGGGGACCGCCAAGUUCACUAAUGUCCGAAAUCUCGGACCUGACCUACAAUGUCGUGGCCUUCUCUGAGAUCAUGCAGAUGAUCUGGAAAAGAUUGAACGAUCACGGCAAGAAUUACCGUCACGUCUACAAAGCCCUGGUGCUUUUAGAUUACUUAGUCAAAACGGGCAACGAAAAAGUGGCGCAACAGUGCAAGGAGAACAUCUUCGCCAUCCACACACUUAGAGAUUUUCAAUACUAUGAGGAAGGUAAAGACCAAGGCGUUCAUGUCCGAGAAAAAUCCAAGGCACUUGAAGCCUUACUAAAAGACGACGAACGGUUAAAGAACGAGCGAAUCAAGGCCCUGAAAGCUCGCGAGCGUUUCGCUCAGCAGACGACCGGAUUCGGCACUGGGUCCGAUUCAAAUGAGCUGAUGUCGCCCUCAAGUCCUACGCGAUGGGAUUUUAUGGGAUCACCUUCCGAGAGCUUCGGAUCGGAUCCAACCGGUUUAGCCACUCGAGCCCGAGCGGCCGUGCCGCCAACGGAUUUGGACCUGGCCCGCCCACAGACGGCCGGUGAAGAAGAACUGCAGUUGCAACUGGCUCUGGCCAUGUCACGUGAAGAAGCUGAAAAGGAAGAUGAGAAGAGACGCUCUGACGAUGUCCGUCUGGCCUUGGCCAUCUCGCAGAGCCAAGAGGGUGGCGCUAUCGUUGGGGGCCGGCCAUCGCAGCAACCACAGCAGCCACAGCAAAGUCACCUGCUUGAUUUGUUGGACGUGAGCGUCAACGACGCUGCGGCCGGAUGGGUCGAUCCCUGGGGUACUCCGGCCCAUCCAUCCGAACCACCAGUUCCCGUCAUGCCUCCAAGACCCAAGAGUUUGGAUCUUCAAGACUACUGGCAUGCUAAUUCAAUGGUGAAAUCGGAUUUCCUGACAGCGCCAACAGGAGGGGCGGCAACUGUCGGGACGACAGGAACGACGGAUGCCUGGGGCAUGCCCGUGGCAGCUGCUUCUCCGUCCCAGGUUGAUGCAUGGGGCAGUCCAGUUGGUCAAGCCGUCAGGCCAGCACCGGCAGCAGCGGCGGUAGCCAGUAGCGCUAAUUUGGGCCAGAUGGUGAACGAUCCAUGGGCACCAACGCCAUCGAAACCAGCAGGAGAAGAUCCCUGGAGCCCUCAACCACCCGUCCGCACGGCCGCUUCGGCCAACGACCCGUGGUCACCGGCCGGAGCAGGUGCCGCUGGAUCCCGAGAAGUGGACGAUUUCGACCUGUUGACCAAUCGAACCCAGGCGGCCUCGCCGUUGGGCAACCGCUCCAACGGAGCCAGUUCGCCUUUCGACUUGACCGGAAUGGACAGCGCCCUGGCCGCUCACAACGACCACGGCGGAGCUAAACCCAAAAAAUCCCCCGAAAGCUUCCUCGGUCCUAAUUCCAAUUUAGUAAACCUGGAAAACUUGGUAAAGUCUUAUCACGUGCCGACCAAGCCCACCGUGGCUCCUGCCGCUAACCCAUUCGCUUUAGGAGUCGCCGGCCAACCGAAUCCGUUCCAACAGCAACCCGCCCCUCGACCGAGCAUCAACGAAUUACGUCACCAGCAGAACUUUGGUGUUUUGGGCGGUCCGCAACAUCAACAGCUAGUGACAUCAAGCCCACCACAACAACAACAACAACAGCUCCAGCAAUUACAACCUAUGACCGGCGUUCUUCAGCCGGCACCAGCCACCGGAGUUUGGGGCCCGACACAGCCCAUGAUGCAGUCCGGUUCGGGCGUGACGUCGCCCACCUUCAACCCAUUCCUUGCCUGAAAGAGAGAAAGAAAUUUAACAAAAACAUCGUCGAAAGA